Molecule: messenger RNA, 900 nt
Organism: Chanos chanos (milkfish)
Lineage: Eukaryota; Metazoa; Chordata; Actinopteri; Gonorynchiformes; Chanidae
Product: G-protein coupled receptor 35
Exons: 1
Coding region: 1-900 (299 amino acids)
Biological process (GO): positive regulation of Rho protein signal transduction; phospholipase C-activating G protein-coupled receptor signaling pathway
Cellular component (GO): plasma membrane
Molecular function (GO): G protein-coupled receptor activity
Source: RefSeq, a predicted model, not a curated record
AUGAAUAACUCCUCUGACCUCACAGACCUCCCCCUAAACGCAACAGACUCAGGCUUCAAAAGCCCGCCCUGGUACCAGUUCGACGUGUGUGCCGUGGCACCUUACGGCUUCGUCUUCUACUUUGGCGUCAAGGUUUUCAACCUGGCUAUUGGCUUCCCCACCAACAUGCUCGUUAUUUGGCUGGUAGCUUCGCGCAAGAGUGAAGGCUCCACCUCCGACAUCUUCAUCUUCAACCUGGCCAUCCUAGAUGCCUACUUUUGCCUGAUGACACCCAUCGAGAUGGUGAACCGUCUGUAUCUUGGUGACGAGGGGAUCUGGUACUUCCAGCGCUUCUCUUAUGGAGUCAAGGAUACUGCCCCACUCUUCCUCACCUGCAUAUGUUUGGAUCGCUACAUGGCCGUGGUCCAUCCCAUUCUUUUCACAGGUAUACGCGACAACAGCAUUCGGGCUGGGGUUUCGGCAAUUGUAUGGGGGCUUAUCCUUGCCAACGCGCUUACAAAGUCCAUCCUUGGUGUCAUGAGCGUCAGUGAGCUGUUUGGAGGCAUCAUUCUCUCUGCCUUUGCCAUUAUGGUCUUCUGCAACCUCUCCAUCAUCUGGGUUUUGAGGAAGUCGGUGGCAGGCAAGGAGGUAAUGAACCCGGUGAAGAAGAAAGCUUUCAAGAUGGUCAUCACCGUUCUAGUGAUCAUCGUGGUCAAUUACUUACCACCGGUAGCGCUCAUGCCUUUCGCUUCGUACUACAGCUUCGUGGCGUUCCGAUGCCAGAUCAGCAUUUCUGUCUUCUCCAUCAUGGACCUGAGCUGCAGUAUCGAGCCAGUGCUCUACCUCUCCAAGAUGGAGAAAAUGAACUGCUGCCCUUGUCUACUAAGUCCCACCAAGAAGCCACAAAAUGUCAGCGUGUGA